Populus nigra (black poplar) is the source of this 2342-nucleotide messenger RNA. Its product is annotated as probable protein S-acyltransferase 4. The coding region runs from base 479 to 2023 and encodes 514 amino acids. Gene Ontology annotation, cellular component: endoplasmic reticulum; Golgi apparatus. The record is from RefSeq and is a predicted model, not a curated record. The transcript is spliced from 6 exons. Gene Ontology annotation, biological process: peptidyl-L-cysteine S-palmitoylation; protein targeting to membrane. NCBI's taxonomy places the organism in Eukaryota, Viridiplantae, Streptophyta, Magnoliopsida, Malpighiales, Salicaceae. Gene Ontology annotation, molecular function: protein-cysteine S-palmitoyltransferase activity.
GCCGCGAGAAAUUGAAACAUCCGCCCCGAACUCAUCGUUGCCAGCAGCUCUCUCUCCCAUCCUCUAUCUGUAACAGAGUCUUGUCUAGACAGACAAAGAAUCAAACAAACCCAAAUAGUGUUAAACUAAAGUUUUAAUCUUUACAAGAAUUAAUAAGAGAAUCUUUGUCUUGGUAUAAUCACCCCCCCCCCCCCUCAAAAAAAAAAAGAAACCGAAAAGAAAAAAAAGAAUAACACAGAGAGAGAGAGAGAGAAACUCUUGGUUAUGCAAGAAGAAGCACCUGGUUUUUGAUCCAAAAACCUCUCCACCUUCCUUUUCUCUCUCCCUCUUUCACAUUUCUACUCCAUUAAUAUUUGCAAAUCUUGGGUUUCUAUUACAUUUCCAAGAAGGAAAGAAAGAUUGGAUCUUUGUCGCUGUGACAUGUGUGGAUAGAUAAAAAGAAGGGAGUGUGUGUGUGUGUGUUUAGAGGUUGGUUAAUAUGAAUCCAAACUUGGGUUCUUCUUCUUCUACUGGUGCUUCUCCUGCUAGAGGAGAAGGACGAGGAGGCGGCGGGGGAAAUGGAGGGAUGGACAGGGGUUAUAAGCCGAAGAGGUUAUAUCAAGUUUGGAAAGGAAGCAAUAGAUUUUUCUGUGGCGGGAGAUUGAUCUUUGGUCCUGAUGUGGCAUCGAUUUUUCUAUCAAUGCUUCUUAUUGCUGCCCCUGCUAUUGGUUUUUGUAUAAAAGUCUAUAACAAGAUUUUGGACAAAGGUACCAAAAAUCCAGCUCGGUGGUAUCCUGUAUUUUUCGUGGGCUCGAUCCUUACUGUAUUAGAUUUAUUGUUUCUCUUCUUAACAUCUUCUCGGGAUCCUGGAAUAGUCCGUAGAAACACAAGGCCUCCUGAGUCAGAUGAAACAGGUGACGUAACCCCAUCAAUGGAAUGGGUCAAUGGGAGAACCCCCUAUUUGAGAUUACCUCGGACAAAAGAUGUGAUGGUAAAUGGCCACGCAGUUAAAGUUAAGUACUGUGACACCUGUUUGCUUUAUCGUCCUCCCCGUGCUUCUCAUUGUUCAAUUUGCAACAACUGUGUUCAGAGAUUUGAUCAUCACUGUCCAUGGGUUGGUCAGUGUAUUGGAAUACGUAACUAUCGGUUCUUCUUCAUGUUUAUAUCGACAGCAACCAUCUUGUGCUUAUAUGUUUUCGGGUUUAGUUGGAUCUUCAUUCUUGAAGGGAAGCCAAAUGUAUGGAAAGCUAUAUCACAUGAUGUACUCGCUGAUUUUCUCAUAGUCUACUGCUUCAUAGCUGUCUGGUUUGUUGGUGGCCUCACAGCUUUCCAUUCCUAUCUGAUUAGCACAAACCAGACUACGUAUGAGAAUUUCCGCUACAGGUAUGAUAAGAAGGAGAAUCCAUAUAAUAGGGGAGUAAUAAGAAAUAUUAGAGAAAUCUUUUUCUCCAAGAUUCCACCUUCAAUGAAUAAAUUUCGAUCAUUUGUGGAUGAAGAUGAAUUUAUGGCAGUCGGCUCUCUGACGCUAAAUCUUGGAGAUAAUUUGGUUAGCUCAAAGGAGAAAAUCGAUAUUGAAUUGGGAGCUAAGGUUGCAGGAGCUAGUAACUAUUCCCUUCCAGAAAUUUUGCGAAAUUUAGAUUACGAUGAUGAUUCUGAUGAUAAUUUAAAGAUGGAGGAAGAUGGAACGCCAGGCAUGGACCUAUUCUCUCACGAUGAACUAGAUUUGAAAGGAUCGGUGCAAACCUCUAUUGUUGGAGAUGGAUCAAUAGAAUCUGUACAAGGUCCAGAUGCCUUGGAUGGAGUGAGGGAAUCUGCUAGAAGUUCAAGAGAAUCAAUUCAAAUUUCCAUUGCUGAAGAUGGAGCUGGAGAACCUGCUCAAAGUUCCAUUGCUGAUAACGGAGUGGUAGAAUCUUUGCAAAGCUCCAUUGCUGAAGAUGGAGUAUUAAUCAAGAAAUCUAUCGUUGAAGAUGGGACAAACCUAGCCAAGGGAACUAAUGACAAUCACAAUUCUCAUCAAACCACAGCAUCAGAUCUUCAAGUAUAGAGGUUUUGCUGCAGAAUAUCUUUUGCUUAAAUAUUUUGAAUCAUAUACGAGGAUAGCUUGUUCCUGUGAUUGCACUAGUUGGUAGCUGCGGGGCUUCGAAGGGCUGUAAUUUCAAAGGUUGAAUGCUAGCUUAUCAAUGCUGCUUUUGCUGGAAAAAAGAACAGAAACUGAUAGUACACUUUCAUCUGUUCGUUAAAAAAAUGCCGACUUAAGUGUUGUUGCAAGUUGUAAAGGUGACAUUUUGUAAUAAUCCAGAUACCUACAGACGAGCGAGGUAUCUGUGAAGGUAAAAUUGUUAAAGAUCUUUUUUUUUUCUUGA